CAGUUUGAAUGCUGGUUCCCAUUCGAAGGCUUAGAGGAAAGUGCUGGAAUUUCAACGAAUCGGCAGCCCCAAGCUUUUAAUGCCUCGGGUCCUGAAAGUUCUCUCGAUGAAGAAGGCAUAUUUCUAUUGGAAGGAACGACGCGGAAAGAACUUGCGCUGCCAGAGAAUGUCAAAAGUUCCAUUCAGUCCAUUUCAUUCCGUUCAACAAGUGAUGUUGAGGAUAUUGUGAUUCAGUUUCAAGAAGCUCUGCAGUUGGAACCAGCAUCUUUAGAAAGUCCAGAGCCUGAGACGAAAAGUAUGAUUCGUGGCCUUGCCUUGAGAGCUAAAUCUGAGAAACGGGAUGAUUUGGUGAGACACUUGCGAGAGAUUACACCUGCUGGUACUACUGGGCCGUUGUUGAAUGAGGAUAUGUCAGUUGGUUGUAUGCCACAUAAGCAAUACAAGGAUUUGACGUUCAGCCUUUCGGUUCAAGGGAGGUGGAAACCGCUGGCAGAAAGGCUGGGUUUCUCCCAAAUCGAGAUGUGCUUUUUAGAUGAGAGAGUUGUGAAUCCUUCUGACGUUGUUCUUGGCGCUGUGGCAAAGCAUCGCCACCUGAGUGUUGGAGAAAUCUAUGACACAUUGGUGGACUGCGAGCUACCACUUAUUGCAGAUCUAAUGUAAAUGAACUAGAAUAUUAUGAACACCGGACAAAGGUGAGCGACACAGCAAGAAGCAGACGCGAAAAACAAGGUAGCAGCCGACGACUUAUUAGCAAAGCAUAUAUGGAAUAUUGUAUUUCCUGAAUUUUUCAUCGAAGUAUGAGAGCCCUAAUCUGUGUUAAGCAGCAUUCUAGCAGUUUUAGAGUCACUUACAAUCGCACUUAUAUAAGGUAAAAAGAAAAAAUGAUAGAUAGAAUUUGAAAUUAAGCCUUCGUUCAUCUAGUGGUCAGAUAACAAGCGUUCUUUUAUAAGUUUUCCAUUUGGAUGCUAUACUAGUUCUUUUUUUCUAAUAUUCGAACAGUUCUUUUAUUGAUUUCCAUAUGAAAGGUUUGUUAGAUGACAAAAAGUAGUAUCACGAUUUAAUCAAGCCUAAAAGCAGAGCUCCAGUUUUUUUUUUGUUAGUUUGUUGCUUUUUUUUGCCUUCAUUUAAUAUUUACGUAGAGGGUUUGGUUGGGGUAGUUUGUGAAGAAAAAAUUGAUAAUCCAGGGUAUUUUGUAGCAGUUAGAGGGUGGGAAUUGUUUCUUUACUCAAUGUAUAAGGGAUUUUGUACAUUAAUUCAUCGUAAAAUGAACUUAUAGGCCGUGUAAUGACGACUGGAUCAAAACAUAAAUAAAAACCCCGAGAGGAGGGCACUUUCAUUUUUCAACAAGUUCUGAAGCCCAAGUCUUAGUAAUUAUCAUUCAAAUACAAAAUCAUUUUGCAUUGUGGCAACAAAGAAUAUGUUUAAAAUAACUGAGAUCCCCAGAGCAUCUUGAUCUGAUUGGUCAAAAACCUAUUGUUUAUUGUAAAACCAUAAAAAAGUUGAAUCUUGUUUAGCUUGUUUUACAAAAGGAAUAGUAAAGACCGCACUUUCUAUCGGUUCACCGGCGUUGGGAUGUUGGUACGUCGAGGAAACAAGGAAUGUUGGGAGAACACUCGAAUAGGUUGUUAUACUCAUACGCCUCCGGAUCGUGAUGCACAAACUUAUUUAUCAUUCUCUCAAAUUCCGCCAGAGCUAUGACGCCGAUAAACUGAUAGAAAGUGUGUGGUCUACUCUCAUAAACAUGAAGCCAGUAUGGUUUGAUUUAGAGCAAUUAUUGUAUUUGAAACAUAAGAACUACGGCGAAGGACUAAGCCGGGUUGAUUUAUCUCAACUAACAGUGGUGGCCUUGGUUAGGGUGCGGCAGUCUUCCAAACUUUGGAGUCAUGACCUUUAAUCCAGUUUCAAAAAAAGUAUAUUUUCUUUGUUUUAUAGCUAGUUUAAUGAAAUUUUUAGAUGCACCAGUAAUUCUAAUUUGCCAUUUGUAGCGAACAACGAAUUUUUACAUGGUGAGCACAUGAUGAAAUAAUCCCGUUUUGCAUUACAUUUACCUCUUCAUGGCUAUGGUUUUGGUUCUAAUUUCUUUAUUUUUGAGUGUUUCGUGCGAGUAAGUUGUUACAACAUAAUAGCAGGGACUUACGAUACAGGGAAGGGAUAGGAUCUUUUGCUUAAGAGUUCGAAUAAAUAAGAUACAAGACUCGUUUAAAAUAUAGUCGUAACCAGUAAGUUUUUCCUUCUAUUCAGCAGCGAAAAACUUUCUGGAAGCGCGGAGUUCGAAUGAAGUGACAAGGUUUCCUUAAAAAUGUAACGUCUCUGUAUUGAUAUCCAGUUUUUAUAUUAUCUUGACAAAUUCACUGUUAGAAAACAAUGAUUUCGUAGUUA
Pocillopora damicornis (cauliflower coral) is the source of this 2379-nucleotide messenger RNA. RefSeq lists its product as uncharacterized. Gene Ontology annotation, molecular function: protein binding. Gene Ontology annotation, biological process: signal transduction. The record is from RefSeq and is a predicted model, not a curated record. NCBI's taxonomy places the organism in Eukaryota, Metazoa, Cnidaria, Anthozoa, Scleractinia, Pocilloporidae.